AUGUCAGAGAACGGAAUGAAUUUCGCGCAGCGCCCGCCGUAUGACACCAUCGACUUCAAGGUCCUUGCCAAGGGUAAAGCAGCUGCCGCGAAUGCUGGCGACAAGGAAUUCAAACAACUAUGGCAGCGAACGUCAGGCAAACUAGAUUUCCAGGACCCCGAUACCACACAGGCUCUAUCAAAAGCGAUUCUGAGGCUAGACUUCGGCCUUCAACUAGAUGUGCCAGGCGACCGCUUAUGUCCGCCAAUCCCCAAUCGCUGGAAUUACGUCGCCUGGCUGCAAGGUCUAAUCGACUCCACAUCGCCAGACUACUCUAGCAAAUAUGAUCCAAACCGUCAAGUUCAAGGUUUGGAUAUCGGUACCGGAGCAUCCGCCAUAUACACCUUGUUGUGCCUGAGAUCGCGUCCGAAUUGGUCCAUGUGCGCUACAGACAUUGACAAGAAGAGUUUUGAUUCAGCAGCUCGCAACCUCGCUCUCAACAAAUUCAUGACUCGUACUAAGCUACUGCAAACCACGGAGCUGAACCCUCUUAUCCCGCUCGCAGCCUUGGGCGUUGAACAUCUCGACUUCACCAUCUGCAACCCACCCUUCUUCACCGAUGUCUCUGAUAUGCAGUCCAGUUUGAAGGGUGAGGGGAAAAGCUGGAAACCCAACGCUGUAUGUACGGGCUCAGAGAACGAGAUGGUGUGUCUUGGCGGUGACCUAGGCUUCGUCACGAAGAUGGUCAAUGAGAGUCUUGUCUUGAAGGACAAGGUGCAAUGGUAUACCAGCAUGUUCGGGAAGAUGGAUAGCGCCAAGGCCAUCAUCAAUCUUUUGAAGAAGCACGGUAUUACCAAUUGGGCAGUCGGUGACAUAGAUGUGGGGUCCAGCACCAAGCGAUGGAUCGUCGCGUGGAGUUUUGGGGACCUUAGACCAAGAAAUAGCCAUGCACGCAUUGAGAAGAUGGCCAACGAAUACCUACCCUUCCCGACUUCUUAUCCCAUCGCAUUACCGCCUUCAGUCGAGCCGCAGACGGCUAAAGACGCUAUCAACACUCAGCUCUCGUCGCUCGACUUGACCUGGACAUGGGAUACCGCUACCUCGACAGGCAUCGGCGAAGCUAGCCAGAACGUGUGGAGUCGCUCAUACCGCCGCGCAUACGAACGCAAGCAGAGAGAUGGCCUAGUCGACAUGAAGCAAGAUUCUGAACGAAAAAUCGAGCUCGCCUUUCGUAUUCGGGUUGUGGACUUGGCGCGCGAGGUCGUCGUUGAGUGGCUAAGAGGCACGGAUCAGGUGCUGUGGGAGAGUUUGUGUGGGUUGAUCCAUCGCCACUUCAAGAAGUCUUAA
This is a messenger RNA of Alternaria atra, 1326 nucleotides long. RefSeq lists its product as uncharacterized. Gene Ontology annotation, molecular function: 23S rRNA (adenine(1618)-N(6))-methyltransferase activity. Gene Ontology annotation, biological process: rRNA base methylation. The record is from RefSeq and is a predicted model, not a curated record. Lineage: Eukaryota; Fungi; Ascomycota; Dothideomycetes; Pleosporales; Pleosporaceae. Bases 1 to 1326 code for a protein of 441 amino acids. The transcript has 3 exons. Gene Ontology annotation, cellular component: nucleus.